CGCCCAGUAGUCCAUCGCCUACUCUUGUGCCAGUGGGUAGCCUCUCUCCUUCUCUUUCGCCCACCCUGGACGUUGCUCCCAGCAGUCCAUCGCUAGUCCCCGGCCCGGCCGCCAGCACGGCGCCGCUGUCCGGCCCGAGUCUGGUACCCCCGACCAGCAGUUUCACCGGAAUCGACAUCAUGUGGGACGUGAUUCAGCCUAGCUCGCUUGCGUACUACACGGUGCAGCUGAGGAUCAAGAACGCUGAGCCUUACAGAAACAUUCUGCCCAAGGACUACAGCUGCCCGUACGACGAAGAGAAGCCGAACAGCGGCUGGUGUUUGAAAUGGGACUGGAACCACAACGAGUACAUCUCCUCGGCCGAGGGUUGCACGACGACGAGUAAGGGAAACUGCGAGGCGAUGGUGAACGUCACAGCCAUGGCGAACGUGACGCAGGCGCAAUCGUGCGACAGGGCGCCGACAGUGAUGGACGUGGCGCCGAGGUACGGUGCCUUAGCGCCGGCAGCUCUCGAUCCUCGGGCGUCGGUUGUUAAAGCGAGGCUUGUCAUCGGUAAGCAGCAGUCGGACUGGAAUACCACCGGUGGAUUUUACAUCCCGACCAACUUUUCCAUCGGCUUGCCGAAUCACAAGUGCAGCACGCCGGUGAUGCUCGGGGAUCCGAGCAAGUUGCCCUCCUCGGAGGGAAGUAGGAAGAUGAUUUCCGCGUUGAAGAGCUGGUCCGUCUCUUGCGGGCCUAUUCCAGACGUCGUGGAGCCGAAGACUUGCUGUGUCUCUCUCUCCGGCAUCUACAACCGGACGUUGGCCCCCUGCAUGGCCUGCGCCUGUUCCCAGCUGUCGCCGUGUAACGGCGCCAACCCGCCGUGCGAGACGACCCUGCCCGCGAUUCCCCAGCCGGCGUUGGAUGCUGUUCUAUCCUCCACCAAGAACAACUACACUCUCCCCGACGUGCCGAGGCAACUUCUCCCCCGCCAGUGCAAGUCCGGAUGCGGGCAGCAGGUACACUUCCAUUUGAGCAGGAUCGAGGGUGACACCUGGACGCUAGACGCGCGAGUGGAUAACGUUCUGCCCAUAGAUUUGGUUAAUUGGAUGGUGGUUGUGAAGUUUCAUCGCAACGUGUCGCGAGCGCUGAUGGUAGUUCACUCCGUCAAUAGCACGGUUGCUGAUGACGACGGCACGAUCGCGUUCUUCGGGUUCAAACACUACAACGAGGUGCUAAGGACGGGAGGCGGCAUAACCUGGCAAAUGGUGUUUAACGUCUCGACUUUGCUGGCGUAUUAUCGGCAUGUCGAUCCCUCCCUGCUCGACCCAACGCAGAAAGAGACCCCCGAGGAGGAGCUCGCUACUCCUGUGUUUGGCUGUCUGGCAUCAAACUUAGAGUUGGACCCCACCGGACGGCGGCUCGGAAAAAACAAGGCGCCGGAUUGUUUUGGAGACCCCACUGGUGAUGGAAAGAGGUGUGGAAAGCCUCUUUGGAAAGGUUUUCCAGACCCGACCGAUGAUGGAAAGGGGUUGCCGAAAUGCUGACGGGGCGUUUCUGCACGGUCGGCGGUCUGGAAAAUUGAGGGCAAGUUCGGGCAUUCCUUUUCCAAAGAGGGCGUCCAGCUGACUAGGGGGGGGGCCAUGUUCUCCGAUGGCAUCGGAGGAGAUGAGAGUGUGGUCCAAUCGACGGUUCAGGGGGCGUUUUGUGAUGGACAGUCCUUACCAAACUUACCUAUUCGGGACGGACGAUGUCUGGUUUUCCUUUUCGGGGAGGUCGUGCCGUUUCCAGUGCCCGUUUUUGCGGCGGCGAUGGGGUCCCAAGGAAAUCUGGUACAUGCUUUCCAGACUCAGUCGGCCGUUUUCUGUGGCCAUACUGCUUUUCCAGCCGCCGGCCAGUGGGGUCCACCUCUUAUUUCCUUCUUUGGGCAAUGAAUGCAUUUGGCUAUC
Messenger RNA from Chara braunii, 1928 nucleotides. The record is from the annotation of a GenBank genome assembly. NCBI's taxonomy places the organism in Eukaryota, Viridiplantae, Streptophyta, Charophyceae, Charales, Characeae.